UAGGAAGUCAAAAGAGAUUUCGCACACUUUAAAAAAGCGUUCAGCUAAUCUCAACCAUUUGUUUUUAUUCUCAAAGCGUAAGUGCUCGAAAGUAAUCAUAUUCAUUAGCUGGAUGCCUGGCAAGCAAGACACAUUUAAAUAAUGAACAAGUGAGUGAGCAAGCUCUCUUCAGAUCAAUAUAGUCCUUCAUUUGAGCUGAUUCCCCUUAACUUAUUCACAGAACUUUAGACUCAUUUUACAUGUCUGCUCACACAAUUAGUUACCAUGAUUGAGUUCUCCAACACUGUAAAACUAGACCAGGAGAUGCCCAUUUACAGCAUGUGUCAGGUGGGGGAGCGUAUUUAUUACUCUGCCUUUAGCUGAAUAAGAGGCAUGGAGUCAUUUUAUGAAUAUUUAAGGGAAAACAGUCUCCUCUCGCCUCACAGAAUAUAACUGUUUUUUAAUCUCUAGUAUAAUUCUUCAAACUAUGAAAUCCCAGAAGAGGAAGUGGUCCCAAAGAGGAGAGUCCUUUCUAGGUUGGAAUUCAUUCAUUUCCAAGUGGCCUGUCCAGCUCCUGGACCGCUUUAAUGCCUAGAGAAAUCCGUUUCCUCUGAGCCAUAGUCGGCCUCCCAAUUGCAUCCCCGAGGCCCCACUGGUCCGUGCCGAGACGUCGAGGCCAGUCACCACCUCCUCCUCCUCCAGCCAGGCGGACCGCCAGUCCACUUCUGUAGGGGCGACACCCAGCCCGCAGGCCACACACCCCGCGUGUGCGCAGCGCCUUUAUUUACUUGCAGAAGAGCCUUCAGCACCCGCUCCUAACAAGUCUGGAAAGCAUUACGGCGACGCGAUGUUGGGGACACUGGUCUGGAUGCUCGUGGUCGGCUUCCUGCUGGCACUGGCGCCGGGCCGCGCGGCGGGAGCGCUGAGGACCGGGAGACGCCCGGCGCGGCCGCGGGACUGCGCGGACCGGCCGGAGGAGCUCCUGGAGCAGCUGUACGGGCGGCUGGCGGCCGGCGUGCUCAGCGCCUUCCACCACACGCUGCAGCUCGGGCCGCGCGAGCAGGCGCGCAAUGCCAGCUGCCCGGCCGGGGGCAGGUCCACCGACCGCCGCUUCCGGCCGCCCACCAACCUGCGCAGCGUGUCGCCCUGGGCGUACAGGAUUUCCUACGACCCCGCUCGCUUUCCAAGGUACCUGCCCGAAGCCUACUGCCUGUGCCGAGGCUGCCUGACCGGGCUCUACGGUGAGGAGGACUUCCGCUUUCGCAGCACACCCGUCUUCUCUCCAGCCGUGGUGCUGCGGCGCACGGCGGCCUGCGCAGGCGGCCGCUCUGUGUACGCCGAACACUACAUCACCAUCCCAGUGGGCUGUACCUGCGUGCCCGAGCCGGACAAGUCCGCGGACAGUGCCAACUCCAGCAUGGACAAGCUGCUGCUGGGGCCUGCUGAUAGGCUGGCAGGGCGCUGAUGCUGGGGACUGCCUGCCAAUGGCCCAGCUUCCUGCGUCCCCUGGCCCUGACAAAACCCACACCCCAUGAUCCCUGGCCGCUGCCCACUUUUCCCAAAAGGACAGCUACAAGAGCUUUAAAUGUAUUUUUCAAAGUAGACAUUACAGACCUACUACUAUUUUGAAUACUAGCACAAACUAUUUUCAUAUUAGUAAUUUAGAGCAAGCAUGUUAUUUUUAAACUUCUUUGAUAUACAAACACACCAUAUACACCCCGUUUUCCUCUAGUAGGAUUCUUGCGCGCAUAAUUGUGGUGCUCAGAUGAUCUUUCAGCUGCACUGUGCCCUGUCUCUGAGUGCCCCCUGUUGCCCAGGCUUGCUACGGUGAUUUGGAUGCUUCAAUCUGUGCACCGAAGGUCCCCCAGGUCCUUGGAGAGGGAGGGAUGUGAGGGUCCAGGAACCAAACUCCCUUUUGUUCUUUAGCAUAUGGAUGGUCUCAACUUUAGGAUGAUUAAAUUUUUUGGUGUUGUUCUUUCA
This is a messenger RNA of Arvicanthis niloticus (Nile rat), 1959 nucleotides long. It is a transcript of the gene Il17d, whose product is annotated as interleukin 17D. The record is from RefSeq and is a predicted model, not a curated record. Gene Ontology annotation, molecular function: cytokine activity. Gene Ontology annotation, biological process: inflammatory response. Gene Ontology annotation, cellular component: extracellular region. NCBI's taxonomy places the organism in Eukaryota, Metazoa, Chordata, Mammalia, Rodentia, Muridae.